Condylura cristata (star-nosed mole) is the source of this 916-nucleotide messenger RNA. It is a transcript of the gene UBE2T, whose product is annotated as ubiquitin-conjugating enzyme E2T. The transcript is spliced from 7 exons. NCBI's taxonomy places the organism in Eukaryota, Metazoa, Chordata, Mammalia, Eulipotyphla, Talpidae. Bases 111 to 704 code for a protein of 197 amino acids. The record is from RefSeq and is a predicted model, not a curated record.
GCCAAUUCCGGAAGUGCUGGCGCGGGAACCUGCGGGGCUGGGAGCUGCUGGGUUGGAAGCAGCUCUUACUGUGAAGGAGGGAGCUUUGGGAUUCCUUUCGUUGGUGGAUCAUGCAGAGAGCUUCGAGGCUGAAGAGGGAGCUGAGCCUGUUAGCCACAGAACCUCCCCCAGGCAUCACGUGCUGGCAGCAUAAGGACCAAACGGAUGACCUGCGAGCCCAAAUAUUGGGUGGAGCCAACACACCUUAUGAAAAAGGCCUUUUCAAGCUAGAAGUUAUCAUUCCUGAGAGGUACCCAUUUGAACCUCCUCAGAUCCGAUUUCUCACUCCAAUCUAUCAUCCCAACAUAGACUCUGCUGGAAGGAUUUGUCUAGAUGUCCUCAAAUUGCCGCCAAAAGGAGCCUGGAGGCCGUCUCUCAACAUUGCGACUGUAUUGACCUCUAUUCAGCUGCUCAUGUCAGAACCCAACCCCGAUGACCCGCUCAUGGCUGACAUAUCCUCAGAAUUUAAAUAUAAUAAGCCAACCUUCCUCAAGAAUGCCAGGCAGUGGACAGAGAAGUAUGCGAGACAGAAACAGAAGGCUGACGAGGAAGAGACGCCUGGUGACCUGCCAGAGGCCACAGACUCAGAAGUACACAGCACAGCGCAGAAGAGGAAAGCCAGGCAGCCUGGAGGUGGAGAAAAGAAAUUUUGCCCUGAUGUCUAGGGGUUUAUUCUGACUCAUCUUAGUUAAUAUAUUCCUUGCCAAGAUGGCCUAAUUUGCCUACCUUUCUUGCAUGUUUUUCUUUGCAAUGAUGACAUUCUUUUUUUUAUGUCCUAUAAAACAGAUCUUGUAUAUUUAUAUAAUCCGCUGUACCUCGAUUCUCUGAGUAUAGUUUGUUUUAUUUAACUUGUACAUACGUAUUUUGAAGCCUUUUA